UCUUGUUUUUGAGAGACAUUUAGAUACAAAGACAGAUGGCUGAGAACACUGAUCUUUUUGAAAGUUACCUGAACUGCCAUGUGUGUUCAGAGACUUUCAGAGAUCCUGUGUCUCUGAGCUGCAACCACAGCUUCUGUUCAAGCUGCCUGCACACAUUCUGGGAACUAGCUAACAACAAAAACUGUCCCAUUUGUAAAAGAAAAUCCUCAAAAGAGAAUAUUUUGGUGAACUUUGCACUGAAGGAACUGGCUGACAACUUUGCUGGGAGACAGAAAUCAGGAUCAUCUGAGACAGAAAAAGGAGAGAAGAAGGUGGAGGUGGUGUGUAGUAAACACCAAGAAGAGCCUAAAUUGUUCUGUAAGGAUGAAGAUAGAGUUGUGUGUCCUGUCUGUGAGUUUUCUCUCCACCACGGUCACACGGUGGUUCCUGUAGAACAAGCAGUCAGAGAUCUGAAGGAGCAGCUGAAAUCUGACUUACAGUCUCUGCAGGACAAGAGAGACAAACACAGACGAGUGGAGGAAACAUACGAUGAAAUAACUCAACACUCCAAGAAGCAGCUGCUGUCUACAGAGAGUCAGAUCAGAGCCGAGUUCAACAAGCUGCACCAGUUCCUGAAAGAGGAAGAGGAGUCCAGACUGGCAGCUCUGAGGGAGGAAGAGCAGCAGAGGGGGAAGACUGUCAGCAGAGAGAUGAAGAGGAUUCAGGAGCAGAUCUCCUCUCUGUCAGACAGCAUCUCUGCUGUGGAAGCAGACCUGCAGAAAGACAGCGUGCCGUUCCUCAGCAGUUAUAAAGCCUCUCAGAGCAGAGCCAGAGUCCAGUGCUCGCUGUCAGAUCCACAGCUGCUCUCAGGAGCACUGACAGAUGUGGCCAAACAUCUGGGCGACCUGUCCUUCAGAGUCUGGGAGAAGAUGAAGGACAUGGUCCACUUCUGUCCCGUCAUUCUGAACCCAAACACUGCACACCCCUGUCUCUGUCUGUCUGAUGAUCUGACCAGUGUGAGAUAUGGAGACACAAAGCAGAAGCUUCCAGACAAUCCAGAGAGAAACAGCAGGUAUCCCUCUGUUCUGGGCUCUGAGGGUUUCAGCUCAGGGAAACACAGCUGGGAGGUGGAGGUGGGAGAUCAUCCUGUCUGGAGGGUGGGUUUAGCCAAAGAGUCAGCUGACAGGAAGGGAGAAAUACAUGGUUCACCAAAAUAUGGAAUCUGGUGUUUAUUUCAUGACAGUGGCAAAUACACUAAUGUAUCUGGUAAGAGCGUCACAGUGAAGAAGAGUCUCCAGAGGAUCAGAGUCCAGCUGGACUAUGAGGGGGGGGAGGUGUCCUUCUACAACUCUGAAGACAAGACUCACAUCUACACUCACAGAGACACUUUCACUGAGAAACUCUUCCCUUGGUUCAGUAUGGGACCGACUGGUGAUGCUAAAACUGCAGCAAUCAAAAUCUGUCCAGCUGAGAUUUCUCUGUGAGGUUCAGAUGGGCUGAUGAUGAUGUCAUUUAUACAUAUGUUUAUUUGGUUUAUUGUCUAUUUUGUUGAACGAUCUGGAAUAUUGUAGUUGCUGUGUGUGUGUGUGUGUGUGUGUGUGUGUGUGUGUGUGUGUGUGUGUGUGUGUGUGUGUGUGUGUGUGUGUGUGUGUGUGUGUGUGUGUCUGUGUUGUCGUUUUUGGGUGGUGGUGAUGAUGGAUAAACUGUCAGCAUUCCCAGAAUGCAUCACUCUUAAAGUGAAUGAUCCUAAAUGUUUGGGAGGGGGCCCAGAGGAGACUCUUAAAUGACAGAAAGGGGAGAGAGUGGAGAGAACAUUUGAAAUGUGCAUUUACUUCCUUUAUUUGAACUUGUCUCUCAAUCCUCAUAUGUUGUAUUUUACUGGCUUUAAUAGGAUUUAUUUUGAUCAACAACAGUUUGGUUUUGACUUAGUAUUGUUAUGUAUUUGUAGCUCUGAUUAGCAUAACUGUUGUUGCUCCUAUUAGUAAUAUCACUGUUAUGUGUGUUCUCUCUUUUACAGCUAACUUCUCUUUUGUAAAAUAAGAAACAUGAAGACGAGAUAAAGAGUCUGAUGGAUGUUUGAAAGUGUUUCAAUAAAAAGAGAAUUAGAAUAAUAAUAAUAGUUAUAAUAACUUUCUGAGAAUGUAUUUAUAUAUAUGAAUACAUUCAGGUUUAUAAAUGUUGUUAGGGCCGUCCUCCAUUAAAGACAUGUUAAGUUUUGGGUAUGACUGUUGAUGGUAAUUGUUGAUUUUGUUUAGAUUUGCAUAAUUGUAAUUAUAUAAGUGAUUAUUGGUGGUUUGUUUUUAUUGAUGAGGAUAAAUGUUCUACUGUCAGUUUAAUGUUCAUUUAAGAAAAAGAUUCAAUGUUUGAUGAUAAUAAAGAGGUGUGGUUUACUUUA
This is a messenger RNA of Sander lucioperca (pikeperch), 2374 nucleotides long. Its product is annotated as nuclear factor 7, brain-like. NCBI's taxonomy places the organism in Eukaryota, Metazoa, Chordata, Actinopteri, Perciformes, Percidae. Bases 36 to 1463 code for a protein of 475 amino acids. Gene Ontology annotation, molecular function: zinc ion binding; protein binding. The transcript has a single exon. The record is from RefSeq and is a predicted model, not a curated record.